This is a messenger RNA of Syngnathoides biaculeatus (alligator pipefish), 5395 nucleotides long. RefSeq names its product ATP-binding cassette sub-family C member 5. Gene Ontology annotation, molecular function: ABC-type transporter activity; ATP hydrolysis activity; ATP binding. Bases 356 to 4543 code for a protein of 1395 amino acids. Gene Ontology annotation, biological process: transmembrane transport. The transcript is spliced from 29 exons. NCBI's taxonomy places the organism in Eukaryota, Metazoa, Chordata, Actinopteri, Syngnathiformes, Syngnathidae. The record is from RefSeq and is a predicted model, not a curated record. Gene Ontology annotation, cellular component: membrane.
GCUGACACUGUUUGACGUCACCAUGAUGUCGGGAAUUCCUCUCCGCGGAGCUCCGUGAGACUGUGAAGCGGAGCUUUGGAAGGAAGCGGCACGUACUGUAUCCACGUGAGGGGGGAGGACAAGUUGACGAUGUUUUCUGGGCCCCUCUUUCAUUCUUCCGCCGUCGACGCCGUCGCCUCCUUCUCCACCGCCACCUUUCCAGAGCCGGAAGAUGAGUUCCAGUUUGCUCCCUUCGCUUCUCUGAGCAAAAAGCUAGUAAACGAGCAAAUAUGGUCAUCCUCAUCCGCACUGGCUGCCCUUAAACUCAACAUCUGAGAAGUGUGUCCCGAUCAAGCCCGACAGUCAACGCUGCGCCAUGUUUCCUGACGCCAUAGAGGCGGCCGGGCGAAUGGAGGGGCUUCCAAUGUCCUCUCUCCAGCCACCGUCCGAGCUGGAGGAGGAAGAGGAAGAAGCCGAGGUGUUUGUGGUGCGAGGACCGAAGAAACGAGGCCGCUACCGGCAAAGCAUACAGCUACUGAAGCCCUUCAGGAUAACACACAAACACCAGCACCCGGUCGACAACGCGGGCCUCUUCUCUUUCAUGACACUCCAUUGGCUCUCGCCGCUGGCCCUGAGAGCCUACAAGACGUCCAGCUUGUCCAUAGACGAUGUGUGGGGGUUGUCCUGCCACGAAGCCUCUGAAGUCAACUGUCAAAGGCUUGAAUCGCUGUGGCGCGACGAGCUGAAGAGACGAGGGCGCGAGGGGGCAUCCCUUAUGAGAGUCUUUAUGAGGUUCUGCCAAACCCGAAUGCUGGUCGCCAUCUUUGCCCUUCUCCUCACAAUGGUGGCAGGCUUUGUUGGCCCCGCGCUCCUGGUCCGAGCGCUGCUGGAAUAUUCCCAAAGCUCCGAGCGCUGCAUUAAGUACGGCCUCUUCUUGGUUGCCGGGAUCUUCGCCAUGGAGCUUACGCGCUCCUGGUCUUUGGCGCUCAUGUGGGCUGUCAACUAUCGCACUGCUGCUCGCCUCCGCGGGGCGGCUCUCACAUUCGCCUUCAACAGGAUCCUCCGCCUGCGUAGCACAAAACACAUCAGUCCCGGCGAGCUGAUAAAUAUGUGCUCCAAUGAUGGCCAGCGUCUCUAUGAGGCAGUGUCAGUGGGCUGCCUGCUGGCUGGGGGGCCCCUGAUGGGCAUCCUUGGCCUAACCUACACCACUUACUUCCUUGGUCCCACUGCUUUACUCGGAUCAGCAAUUUUCAUUAUCUUCUAUCCUGCCAUGAUGCUUGCGUCUAGGCUGACAGCCUAUUUCCGCAAGAAGUGUGUAGUAGUGACUGACCAGCGCGUGAGGCUGAUGAACGAGAUCCUGGGUUGCAUAAAGUUCAUCAAGAUGUAUUGUUGGGAAGAUGCCUUUGCACAGAACAUUCACAAGGUGAGGUUAGAAGAAAGAGGAAUACUGGAAAGAGCUGGUCUCAUCCAGAGCCUCACAGUGGGCGUGGGACCUAUCGUUGUGGUUAUAGCCAGUGUAUGUACGUUCACCCUGCACAUGUCCCUGGGGUAUGACCUUACUGCAGCUGAGGCGUUCACUGUGGUUGCUGUUUUCAACUCCAUGACCUUCGCAUUGAAGGUCACACCCCUGGCUGUCAGGUCACUGUCAGAGGGUGCUGUGGCAGUGAAAAGAUUCCAGAGGCUGUUCACAAUGGAUGCCAGAGAAGCUGUGUUGAUCAAAAUGCAGGACCCUCGCAAUGCAGUGGAAUUCCAGGAUGCGACACUGGCAUGGGAGAAAGCACGAUCCCCGGCCAGCAAGCCCAACCCGCCACCCAAGAAACAAAGGGGGGGGAUAAAGCGAGUGCUCCGCCGGGACAGGCUCAGCCUGUUCAUCUCGACUGAGGACAGCAAGGACCACAAAGAGAGCCUCAACGCCCAGAGUCUCCUCACCAACAUGGAGCAGGAGAGUCCACAGAGUACCAUUUCCUCCACAAAAAGCAUCCGGCCUCCACUACACAAGACUCUCCACCGCAUUGACCUACGUGUUAAAAGGGGUUCACUAGUUGGGAUCUGCGGUGGCGUUGGAAGUGGGAAAAGUUCUCUUCUCACAGCACUAUUGGGACAAAUGACCCUUCUAGAAGGCAACGUUGCAGCCAGCGGGGGCUUCGCUUUUGUGUCCCAACAAGCUUGGAUCCUCAAUGAGUCCCUGAAGGAGAACAUCCUGUUUGGGAAGGACUUUGAGCAAGACAAAUAUAAUGCCAUCUUGGAGGCCUGCUGUCUUGUACCAGAUCUCACAGAGCUGCCUUAUGGAGACAUGACAGAGAUUGGCGAGAGAGGAGCAAACCUGAGCGGGGGCCAGCGUCAGAGAGUGAGCCUGGCCCGGGCCCUCUACAGCGAGCGCCCUAUACUCCUCCUGGAUGACCCUCUCAGUGCUGUCGACACCUGCGUGGGUUCUCACAUCUUCAAAAAGGCAAUACGGGCAGCAGCGAAAAGCAAGACUGUGCUCUUUGUGACCCACCAGAUGCAGUACCUGCCAGAAUGUGAUGAUAUUAUCCUCAUGAAGGAUGGGCAGAUAGCCGAGCACGGCACUCACGCUCAGCUAAUGGCUAAAGAGCGUGACUAUGCUGCUCUGUUCACCAACAUGCUACAGGAGAAUCGAGUUAGAGAGAAUUACAAAAACAAACAACACCAGAUAACUGCAGUGAAGCUUUGCCAUGUUGAGGAAAUAGCCAACGUCCAACAAAAGCAACUGAGUAAAAAAGAACAACUGAUGAAAGCUGAAGAGAAGGGUUCCGGCGCAGUCUCUUGGGCCGUGUACGCCACCUACAUCAGAGCAGCUGGAGGCCCGGUGAUUUUCAUUCUCAACGCUGUCUUCUUCCUCAGCACCACAGGCAGUGUCGCUUUCAGCAACUGGUGGCUGAGUCACUGGAUCAAGCAGGGCUGCGGAAAUGCUUCAUUAAUCUCAGGGAAUGAAACAAUGGUGAAGGACAGCAUGAGGCUGAACCCUCACAUUCAGUUCUAUUCGACUGUUUACAUUCUCUCUAUGGGCGCUGCUUUGUUCAUCAAGACCAUACGAGGCGUGGUGUUUGUAAAGUGCACGGUGAAGGCAGCCUCUGCACUCCAUGACAAACUAUUCCAACGACUCCUCCGCAGCCCCAUGUGCUUUUUUGACACCACGCCACUCGGCCGCAUUCUGACUCGCUUCUCCAGGGACAUGGAUGAGGUGGAUGUGCGCCUUACCAUGCAAGCUGAAAUGCUGCUACAGAACCUCACGCUGGUGCUGUUUUGCCUGGCAAUGGUUGGUAUCGUCUUUCCCUGGUUUUUCAUCUCUGUCCUGCCCCUGGGAGCCUUCCUUUGCUUUGUCAACCGUGUUUCCAGGGUUUUGAUUCGUGAGCUGAAGCGACUGGAAAACAUCAGCCAGUCACCAUUCACCUCCCACAUCGCCAGCAGUCUCCAGGGCCUCUCGACCAUUCACGCCUAUGGAAGAAAGCGUGACUUCCUCCAAAGAUAUCAGGAAUUGCUGGACACCAACCAGGCCUCCAACUACCUCUUCAGUUGCGCUAUGCGUUGGCUGGCAGUGCGCCUCGACCUCAUCAGCAUCUUGCUCAUCACUGCUGUAGCACUCCUCAUUGUUUUCAUGCACCAGCAGAUACCUCCAGCCUAUGCAGGCCUUGCUAUAUCAUAUGCGGUGCAGCUGACUGGCUUAUUUCAGUUUACUGUCAGGCUUCUCACAGAGACGGAAGCUCGCUUCACAUCAGUAGAGAGGAUCAAUCACUACAUAAAGUCUCUAGAAAGUGAAGCGCCCUGCAAAAGCCCAUCAAAUGCUCCACCUCUAUCCUGGCCCGAGCAAGGGGAGAUCCGCUUUCACAACGUGGAUAUGCGCUACCGUGAUGGCCUGCCGUUGGUGCUGAAGGGUCUGUCUUUCAGUGUCCAGCCUGAGGAGGCCAUCGGCAUCGUGGGUCGCACCGGAUCAGGGAAGUCUUCUCUGGGUCUGGCUCUAUUCAGACUAGUGGAGCUAGCGAAGGGGUCCAUCAUCAUUGACGGAGUCAAUAUUGCCCAAAUUGGCCUGGACGACCUGCGGAGCAAACUAGCCAUCAUCCCUCAAGAGCCUGUGCUGUUUAUCGGCACUGUCAGGACAAAUUUAGACCCAUGGGAUCAAUAUUCAGACUUGCAGAUAUGGGAAGCACUGGAGAAGACUCAUAUCAAAGAGAUGGUGAGCCAGCUGCCUCACUCCCUCCACUCUGAGGUGAUGGAGAACGGCGAGAACUUCUCAGUGGGAGAGCGGCAACUCCUCUGCGUGGCCAGAGCACUGCUGCGCAAGAGCAAGAUCCUCGUGCUGGACGAGGCAACAGCGGCCAUCGACACAGAGACUGACAGCCUGAUCCAAGAGACCAUUCGCUGUGAAUUUCGCAGCUGCACGCGCCUCAUCAUCGCCCAUCGCCUCAACACUGUGAUGAACUGCAGCAAAGUCAUGGUCAUGAAUGACGGCCAGAUCUUGGAGUUUGAUCACCCUUCCGUCUUGCUUUCAAAUGAAAACUCCAGAUUCAGAGCCAUGAUAGCAGCAUCAGAAAACCAAAGCACAUGAAAACCUAGAAAAUCUGGAUGCUAUGCAUGCAUAAAAAUACAACGAAAUAACCCUGUGGUGGGGUUAAAAUAUAUACAUACAUACAGUAAGUUGUUAUGAUAGCAAUGGCAAUGUGACAAUGAUGACCAAAACCAAAGAUCCUGGGACCAUGUUUUUCUGGACACCAUCUCACGGUACAAAGGAUGGCUUUCGUACCAUGGUACCUACAAGCCAAAACUUUGUAAAACACUGCAAAUGAAAUAGAGCGAGAACUCUGUUUACGGCACUUUAUGGUAGUCAUGUUGACAUGUUUCUUUUUGUUCCUCUGCCUCCGAGAGGACCGGUACUUAGUUCUUGUCACAGUAUUAUUAGAUGUUACCUUCAAAGAUGACAAUGUCAAUAAUGAUUGUUUUAUUUUAGUUCGCGUGUAAUUAUGACAAAACAUGUUCAUGAGGCACUUAAGUCACCUUCAAGGUUUUUCUUAGCUGUUUUUUAAAUGUGCCUAGAGCUGUGCAAAUGUUACAAUUAGCCAUUUUGUUAAACACUGCAUGUCGGUACUGUUAUGCUGAAAAUACUUAAUCUAGAUGCUGGAAUUCCAAUUAUGCACCUGUUGUUUUGUAAGGCCACGCGCAGCACAGUGCGUGUAUCUGUAGCUAAGUCAAUACGUGUUUUCACAAAAGCCGAGGAUUGUAGUUGUCUGCCUUAUACUGUAUGAUUGCGCUCAACAAUCUUGAUGUUUUUGAUUGCAUUGCUGCAUUUUCCAGAUUGCCUUUUGUACACUGAGUUUGAACUUCCAAUGUGUACUUUUUGUAAAGGGUUGAGUUUAUUCAGAGGAAUUAUUUUGUUUUAUUUGCCAAUAAAAGUUUUAUUGUA